This is a messenger RNA of Arabis nemorensis, 1059 nucleotides long. The record is from the annotation of a GenBank genome assembly. NCBI's taxonomy places the organism in Eukaryota, Viridiplantae, Streptophyta, Magnoliopsida, Brassicales, Brassicaceae.
AUGAUUAGUGUGUCAGAUGAAGAGGUUAAAAAUGAAGUUUCUGAAGACACGGAUAAUAGCAAAACUCAAGGCGAAGAAGAGAUCAAAGUUGAGUUGCAAUCAUCUGAAGUGGUAGACAAAGGGAACAAUUUGAAUGAAAACGAAGAAUCUGGUGGUGGUAUUCAGGUGGAAGAACAAGUACUCGAAGCUGAAUCGAUAAAUGACGGUGUAACAGAUAUGCACUCAGCCACUGAGCAAGAAAUGAGAGAUCAGUUAGCAGCUGAUUCUGAUGAUCUGAAAGAAAAACUGGGAGUAUCUGCUACAGACUCAAGCGAUGCCCCGCGAGUAUUAUUAUUACCUAACAAGAAGCUAUCUGCUUCAGCUGCUCCAUUCAACCCAUCAUCACCUCCAAGUAUUAUACGUCCUACUCCGAUAGGCAUGAACAUUGGACCAUCGUGGCCAGUGAACAUGACUCUUCAUCACGGACCUCCUCCUCCUUACCCUUCACCUCCUACAACUCCAAACUUGAUGCAGCCAAUGUCUUUUGUUUACCCUCCUACUUACACUCAGUCAGUCCCCACAAGUACUUACCCUGUAACCAGUGGUCCUUUCCAUCCCAAUCAGUUCCCAUGGCAGCUCAAUGUAUCGGAUUUUGUACCAAGAACGGUUUGGCCCGGAUGCCACCCCGUUGAGUUUUCCCCUCCACACAUGAUCGCUUCCGAGCCAAUAGCUGCAACUGUGUUAGAGCCAACUGUGAUUCUACCAACUGAUAUCGACACUUCAGGUGUAGAAGAAGAAAACGAAGAAGGCAAUCGAGAUGUGGCAACCGCGGAUGAAGUUACCAAUUCCGUUAAUCAUGUGAGCAACGCAGUGGCUAGCAGUGAAAUGGAGAAUGGGAACCGGAAACCCGAGGAUAGCGAGAAAACGUUUAGCAUUUUGUUAAGAGGAAGGAGAAACAGGAAACAGACACUGAGAAUGCCAAUCAGUUUGCUUAACCGGCCUUAUGAUUCUCAACCGUUCAAGAUUUGUUAUAGUAGAGUUAUCAGAGACAGCGAGUCUCCAAAGUCUGCAGCAGCUUGA